Bacillus rossius redtenbacheri is the source of this 1816-nucleotide messenger RNA. Its product is annotated as hematopoietically-expressed homeobox protein HHEX-like. The transcript has 4 exons. The record is from RefSeq and is a predicted model, not a curated record. Gene Ontology annotation, biological process: cell differentiation; regulation of transcription by RNA polymerase II. The coding region runs from base 152 to 730 and encodes 192 amino acids. Gene Ontology annotation, molecular function: DNA-binding transcription factor activity, RNA polymerase II-specific; RNA polymerase II cis-regulatory region sequence-specific DNA binding. Lineage: Eukaryota; Metazoa; Arthropoda; Insecta; Phasmatodea; Bacillidae.
CUAGUGGCAGCGACGAAGCGGACGUUGCCGGAUGCCCUCCCAGGGGCGACGAGAGAACCCGAGUGACGAUGUUCGCCUGAACUUCCUCUGAAGAGCCGCUUCCCCCGUCGACACCUGACGCCCUGACUGACGACGCGACGGCGGCCGACGGAUGAAGUCCUUCCUCAUCGACGACAUCCUGCGGCCGGCGCCGGCGCGACCCGUGGCGGUGUACCCGCCCCCCGCCGCCGCCGCCGCCCCCGAGCCGGGCCGCCCCCCGCUGUACCUGGAGGACUCCCGGGCGCCGCCGCUGCUCGCGGGCUACGCCCCCCUCGGGGUGCCGCACCCCCUGCAGUCCGGCCACUUCAGGGCUCUGGGCCGGUGCUGGGCGGCGCUGGCGCCGUGUCCCGUGUCGCUGCUGGCGCGCGCCGGCCACAGCAAGCGCAAGGGCGGCCAGGUGCGCUUCUCCCCCGAGCAGACCUCGGCGCUGGAGCAGCGCUUCAGCGGCCACAAGUACCUCAGCCCCGAGCAGCGCCGCCUGCUGGCCGACCGCCUCAAGCUCACCGACCGCCAGGUGAAGACAUGGUUCCAAAACCGCCGAGCGAAGUGGCGGCGUGCAACUCAGACGACGUCCUCGGAGGCCUCCAAGGACCAGCAGCGGACCCUGGAGGAGGCAUGUUCCAGCGACGACGGCCGAGAGGAAGACUUCUCGGACAGCCCCCGAACUACGCCCGUCGACGCCGCCAGCUAGCGCGACCGACGAGGACCUCACACGGUUUUUUUUUUUAAGAAUUUCGGCCUGAAGGGGUGUGGGGUAUACAAUUUCUCCCCCGCCCCCCCGCCCGCAAACAACGUACCUAACCCCCGUCGGUUCGCACAGACGUUGUGAAAUGUGCGCACGGGGUAGUGUCUCUCUUUCAGUGUAAUUUUUUUUUUUUUUUCGAAAUCAAAACGAGACAAUAGAACGCCACACGAAUUUUAUCUUAACAAAAGACAAGAGAGUAAAAAAAAAAUCGAUACGGACGCUACAAAAGACAGACCAAACAGGGUUUGGUUUCAAAUAAUGCCGCGUUUUUUUGGAGUGCUUGUCCUGGGUUUUUCGUCUGCAUCGAUUCCGCUGGGAUGCUGACAUAAACCCCAAACCUCCCGGCCUUGCGCGGAGACGUCUUGGAGAGACGCGGUGGACGUCGUCUUUUCGCCCGCUGCGUCUCAUCGCAGCGUCGUCCACCGGGGACGCUCCCGUCGCUAUCUUGUUUGCCCGGCGCCAUCUUGUUCGCCCGUCGCCAUAUUGUUCGCCCGUCGCCAUCUUGUUCGCCUGGCGCCAUCUUGUUCGCCUGGCGCCAUCUUGUUCGCCCGGCGUCAUCUUGUUCACCCGGCGCCAUCUUGUUCACCCGGUUCCGGACACCUGGGUUUCCGAGUGCGACCUCACGGCACUCUCUCUACAGUCGCGCGUACUGUAUCUACACCAAUGUAUUGCCCUUGAAAGCAGAUAUGACUGUGCACUUGGUAAGCAUGCCAGUGCUGCAACUUAAUGCCUCCGUGUUUCUGUUCAAGUAAAAACUACGGGAAUUAACCCCUUCAGAAAUCUCAGGACUAGUGCUGUACGUGUCAUUUGUUGUAAUUAUGCGGGUGCAACCCCAUCUUGGACAUUAUAUACACAGCACAUUUUGUGCCUUAAGAACAAAACAUAAAAAAAUUUUUAUUGCGUGCCAUGAAAAUAAACAAUGACCAGAACUACUUAACUUCACUCUUAAUAUCAUAACAAAACUACCAUUUUUUCAAUAAACAUGGCAUUGCCUUAUGUGGCAAUACAUUGUAAGUUACUUAAUACUGUUCA